Molecule: messenger RNA, 902 nt
Organism: Apaloderma vittatum (bar-tailed trogon)
Lineage: Eukaryota; Metazoa; Chordata; Aves; Trogoniformes; Trogonidae
Gene: RAB27A
Product: RAB27A, member RAS oncogene family
Exons: 6
Coding region: 143-808 (221 amino acids)
Biological process (GO): positive regulation of exocytosis; melanosome transport
Cellular component (GO): melanosome; secretory granule
Molecular function (GO): GTPase activity; GTP binding
Source: RefSeq, a predicted model, not a curated record
CCUGCAGAUGAGAAAAGGCUCUUGCAUGACUAUGGUAUUCAAGAGAUCGCAACUGUGUCAGGAAACUCGUCACUGAAGUACUCUUGGAAAACUACAGAUCCAUUUGUAGCUGUUAAGCAUAGGUGUCUUCUGAAUUCUCACUAUGUCUGAUGGGGACUAUGAUUACCUCAUAAAAUUUCUAGCACUUGGUGAUUCUGGAGUAGGAAAGACCAGCCUUCUUUACCAGUAUACAGAUGGCAAAUUUAAUUCCAAAUUCAUCACAACGGUGGGCAUUGACUUUCGAGAAAAGAGAGUGGUGUAUAGACCCAAUGGGCCAGAUGGGGUUGGUGGCAGAGGGCAAAGGAUACAUCUUCAGCUCUGGGAUACUGCAGGGCAGGAAAGGUUUCGUAGCUUGACAACAGCUUUCUUCAGAGAUGCCAUGGGGUUUCUUCUACUCUUUGAUCUGACAAAUGAGCAAAGCUUCCUGAAUGUCAGGAACUGGAUAAGUCAGCUACAAAUGCAUGCAUACUGUGAAAACCCUGACAUUGUAUUAUGUGGAAACAAGAGUGAUCUAGAAGACCAGAGAAUGGUGAAAGAAGAAGAGGCUAAGGAACUUGCAGAAAAGUAUGGAAUACCGUAUUUCGAAACCAGUGCGGCUAACGGGAAUAAUGUCAGCAAAGCCAUUGAAACUCUGCUUGACCUCAUUAUGAAGCGCAUGGAACGGUGUGUGGAUAAAUCGUGGAUCCCAGAAGGGGUAGUGCGCUCCAAUGGGCACAGCUCUACAGAACAACUGAAUGAGGAGCAAGAAAAAGGCAAAUGUAGCUGUUAAGUUAGCCAUGAUUUAGAGUAUGUGAUAAAGUAUAGUACAGUUGCAGCUUAACUGUUUCAUGUAGGGACAAAUCACACUGUGUAGUUAUUUCAUG